AUGUCCACUCAACCACACCCCAUGACGUACUCGGCCGAAACCUUCACCGCAGGCCUCCACGACACAAAACCCUCGAUAACCUUUGAUCCCCUCGAAUGGGAAUCCCUCGCGAAGCAGCGCCUCUCAGCCAACAGCUUCGGCUACGUCUGGGGCUCCGCCGGAACCCGACAGACAGACGACAACAACCGCGCCGCGUUCAAGAAAUGGGGAAUCAUACCCUCACGGCUGGUCAAGGCUGACUUUCCAAGCCUCAAGACGACUUUGUUUGGCGACCAGUACGACUAUCCUAUUGCACUUGCACCGGUCGGCGUACAGACUAUCUUCCAUCCCGAGGGGGAGAAGGCGGCUUCAAAGGUUGCCGGGGAGCAAGGCGUUACAUAUAUCCUGAGCACAGCGACCUCAACAAGCAUUGAGAAUGUUGCCAAGGCAAACGGGAAUGGACCAAGGUGGUACCAGCUCUACUGGCCCAGCAACGAGCACAACGACAUCACGGCGAGUCUGUUAAAGAGAGCCAAGGAGAACGGGUACAAAGUGCUCGUCGUCACGCUAGAUACAUACAUGCUCGGCUGGCGACCCAGCGAUCUCAACAAUGGCUACAACCCGUUCCUGCGAAACGACAAUAUCGGCGUGGAGAUGGGCUUUUCGGACCCCGUCUUCCGGAAACAUUUCAAGGCCAAGCAUGGGGCUGAGAUCGAGGAUGAUGUCGAGAAAGCCGCGCAGGAGUGGGCACAUACGAUCUUCCCUGGAACAAGCCACGGAUGGGAGGAUGUUGCCUUCCUAAAGGAACACUGGGAUGGGCCGAUCGUGCUGAAGGGAAUCCAGACGGUGGCUGACGCGAAGAGAGCCGUUGAAGCCGGUGUGCAUGGGAUCGUGGUAUCGAACCACGGCGGGAGACAGCAAGACGGCGGGAUCGGGUCACUCGAUGUGCUGCCUGAGAUCGUGGAUGCCGUCGGCGAGGAGCUCGAGGUUCUGUUUGACUCUGGCGUACGAUGCGGUGCUGAUAUCGUCAAGGCGCUUGCACUGGGAGCGAAGAUGGUGCUUGUGGGGAGGCCGUAUGUGUACGGGCUGGCGAUUGGGGGGCAGGAGGGGGUGAGACAUGUGCUUCGCAGUCUGUUGGGAGAUCUGCAGUUGACGCUGCAUCUGUCUGGCAUUCCGGAUGUGUCGAGGGAGAAGCUGAAUCGGGAUGUCUUGAGACGCAUUUCAUGA
Aspergillus mulundensis is the source of this 1206-nucleotide messenger RNA. Its product is annotated as lactate 2-monooxygenase. The coding region runs from base 1 to 1206 and encodes 401 amino acids. Gene Ontology annotation, molecular function: FMN binding; oxidoreductase activity. NCBI's taxonomy places the organism in Eukaryota, Fungi, Ascomycota, Eurotiomycetes, Eurotiales, Aspergillaceae. The transcript has a single exon. The record is from RefSeq and is a predicted model, not a curated record.